Messenger RNA from Didymosphaeria variabile, 729 nucleotides. RefSeq lists its product as uncharacterized. Lineage: Eukaryota; Fungi; Ascomycota; Dothideomycetes; Pleosporales; Didymosphaeriaceae. The transcript has a single exon. The coding region runs from base 1 to 729 and encodes 242 amino acids. The record is from RefSeq and is a predicted model, not a curated record.
AUGUUCACCUGCGGCCACCUCUCCCUUCUCUACGUCGACCGUUGCAUCACCGCCUUUAAACCCGGCAACGAGGCUUGCACUCCCUCCGCCGACACAGACCAUGACCCUGAAGCCUUCAAAGAGCAGCUCCGCCAGGAAGCCCGCACCUCGUACUUCGCCUGCUUCGACUGCCUCGAGGCCGAGGGACUUACCGAACUGCGAGCCGCCGCUGAAGUCGCCGCCGCGAAGGAAAAGGAUCCUGAUAAGCGCGAUGUGAUCCUCGUCAAGAUGGCCCGGUAUGAGGAUAGAUUGGUCAAGGUGGAGGCGAAUCGCAAGGCUGCGGAGGUUGGGGUAAAGGUCGAGCGGGAGCAGGACCGCGCUGAGGGGGAAGUCCUAAAGGCUGAGAAGGAGCAGGACCGCGCUGCGGCGGAAGCACUGAAGGUGGAGAAGGACCGCGCGGCUAAGGAAGAGGGUGCGUGGAUCGAGGCGCCUGCUCGGGGGAGCGCGCGGAAGAAGAAGGGGAAGCAUGGGCGGGUAUUCCAGAACCCGACGCAGUCCGCGCCGCCGACGCCGACGUUUGGGAUGGGCGUCGAGGGCGGUGUUGGCGGACGUGCGGGCAAGAUGGGGGAGUUCAGGAAGGAUGAGCCGAAGAGCGCGAAUGAGGUUGACGCUGGGAGUAGGGCUGAAGCUUGGCCGAAGAAGAUCCUGACGAAGGGCGAGAAUCAGCGGGAGGGUGCGUGGAGGAAGUGA